AUGACUAACUACGAACACAGUCAGGGAGGGAGAAUAUGGCUAGUAUGGAGAGAUGAAGUGAGUAUGAUUCCGGUUUACAAAACAGAUCAGUUAAUCACUUGUUCUGUCAAGUUGCCAGAUCAGGAGGAAUUCUUUUUUACUUGUGUCUAUGCUAAUAAUUUGGCAGAAGAUAGGAGGGAGUUGUGGGAGGAUUUGUGUCAUCAUAGUGACUCAAAUUUGUUUCGUAAUAAAUCGUGGAUUGUUGCGGGGGACUUCAAUGAGAUAUUAGAAGCUGCUGAAAGUUCUAGAUUUGAUGAUAUGGGAAGAACACCGAGUGGGAUGAGAGAGUUUCAGCGUAUGGUUCUUCACUGCAGAUUCUCUGAUAUGGGGUUUCAAGGUCCUUUGCAUACUUGGUGUAAUAAGAGGGAGGAAGGAGUGAUAUGUAAGAAAUUGGAUAGAGUUCUUAUGAAUGAUAUUGCCCUACUGAGAUUUUCGAGUGCUUAUUCUGUAUUUGAAGCUGGUGGUUGCUCUGAUCAUUUGAGAUGUAAGCUCCAACUGCUGCCUGAGAGUGAGAAGUUGAGAAAACCUUUCAAGUUUGUGAAUGUGAUUGGUAGUUUGCCAGAGUUUCUCCCGAGGGUUAAGGAAUAUUGGGACACUACUCCGAGACUUUUUCAUUCAACCUCUGCAAUAAAUGCAAGAGAAGCUCAUGACGUUCUGUGUGUGAAGCAGCAGGUUACUUUAACCAAUCCGUGUUCUACUUCAAUACAAGAGGAAGCAGAAGCUUAUGAUAGUUGGUUACAUGUUGCUAAUUUGGAAGAAGGUUUUCUGAAGCAGAAAGCUAAACUACACUGGUUAGAGGUGGGGGACCAAAACAAUAAGUCAUUCCAUAAUGCGGUUCGAUCAAGACAAGCGCAGAAUACUAUUCGAGAAAUAAGAUGUCAAGAUGGAAGAGUUGUCACAAAGCAGUUGGAGAUAAAGGAAGAAGCUGUGAGAUUUUUUUCGGAAUUUCUAAACCAGUCCCCUGUGAACUAUAAUGGUACCACCACAGAGGAGUUGCAGAAGCUGUUGAAGUUUAGAUGUUCAGAUGAAGAUUGUAGAUUGCUGGAAGCAGAGGUGGUGUCGAAGAUCUUAGCAAACAGACUUAAGGUGCUUCUUCCGAGAGUCAUUACUGAGAAUCAGUCGGCAUUCAUAAAAGGAAGACUACUGCUGAAGAAUGUAUUACUAGCCUCGGAACUGGUUAAGGACUAUCAUAAAGAAGCUGUUUCUCCUAGGUGUGUGUUGAAGAUUGACAUCUCAAAAGCAUUCGACUCGGUUCAGUGGUCAUUUGUCUUACAGAGUUUGGAAGCAAUUGGGAUUGAUCAAGCAGUGAUGGAGAAGAGAUUUAAGUACCAUCCACGGUGCAAAGAGUUAUCCCUCACCCACCUUUGUUUUGCCGAUGACCUAAUGGUAUUUGUGGAAGGUACUAAAGUAUCCAUUGAAGGUGCAUUGUCAGUCUUUGAGGAUUUUGCUAAGUGGUCUGGUCUAAACAUAAGCAUCGAGAAAUCAACGGUGUUCAUGGCUGGAGUGAUAGAAGAAGAAAGAAGUAGAAUCUUAAGGAACUUUCCUUUUGCAGAGGGAAAUCUCCCUGUUCGCUAUUUGGGGCUUCCUCUGAUGACCAAAGGUAUGUGUAAGUCUGAUUAUCUCCCUGUGGUGGAACGUGUACGAAAUAGGAUCAACACUUGGAACUGUAGAUUCCUAUCAUAUGCUGGCCGUUUGCAGUUGAUCAAUGCAGUUCUCAUGAGUUUGGUUAACUAUUGGGCGGCAGUGUUUAGGCUUCCAAGUCAAUGUAUGAAGGAGAUUGAACAACUUUGUGCUGCUUUCCUUUGGUCUGGUCCAGCUCUAAAAGCUACUGAGCUAAGUUUGCAUGGAAAAGUAUUUGUAAACCAAAAGAAGAAGGAGGGCUUGGUAUCAGAAGUCUGA
Messenger RNA from Brassica napus (rape), 1938 nucleotides. RefSeq lists its product as uncharacterized. The record is from RefSeq and is a predicted model, not a curated record. Lineage: Eukaryota; Viridiplantae; Streptophyta; Magnoliopsida; Brassicales; Brassicaceae. Gene Ontology annotation, molecular function: catalytic activity. The coding region runs from base 1 to 1938 and encodes 645 amino acids. The transcript is spliced from 4 exons.